UUUCUUUCUUUUUUUUUUUUCGUUCCUCCACUCAUUCGUUAUUCCUUUCCUUCGUUCUUACGCCAGGUUAACGAUAGAGAGAACAAUGACGUGCUUCGGUCGCGCACUGCGAAACAAUGUGGAGUUGUACACCUUUACAUUAUAGCAUGAUAUUGAAACUCGUGCUUUCUAUAUAGACUUUUGGAAGCAGGUGCAGAAGGCCGAUAGCACCUCUUUCCUAGUGUUUUUGGAGCAGGUGAACUCAGCAGUAUAGAUGGAUUACGGCAGCUCAGCUGGCCCGCGUUCGUGUCCGUACCUCAUCCGUGCCUCGCAAGGACGUGAGAAGGUUGAGGUGUUGUACGUCCACCAACGAGUCCACCAUCGAGGAGGCGACGAAGCCGCGGGCCGCACCCACGUCGGGACGGGGAGACCAAGCUCCAGCGCCGCAUCGCGGGCUCUCUGGACAGCCCAAAAUUGGCGUGACUGGUCGGAGCUCCGAAGAGCAGAGCUCCACUCGUCUGCAGUGCAUCGAUGCGGGCCCCUCUGUAACGAGGGGCAUCCCCAGAGCAUGUGUUCCAAAGUACUACAUUGUCCGCAGCUAGGGCAGUCUGGACUAAAGCAGUCUGGAUUGAUGUAGUGAAAUAAAUUCAGGUUGG
Messenger RNA from Dermacentor silvarum, 635 nucleotides. RefSeq lists its product as uncharacterized. Lineage: Eukaryota; Metazoa; Arthropoda; Arachnida; Ixodida; Ixodidae. The record is from RefSeq and is a predicted model, not a curated record. Bases 254 to 616 code for a protein of 120 amino acids. The transcript has 3 exons.